AUCUCUUCUCACCUCUUUUCCUUUAACAAACUAUUUGAAUCUAAAUUCAAAUUGAUUGUUCAGGGAAAAUUGAGCUCUAUCAUGGCAAAGAUCUCCUUAUUGCUGUUCGUAGUGGCCCUUUUUGCCUCUCUCCAUGCUUAUGAAGCUCAUCGCAUUGGAAAAUUCGAUGAAGCACUUGAAAAAGACUUGCGUAAAGCCGAGGCCAUGAUCGAGGAAGACUUAAAGGCCAAGAAAAUGAGCAUUCAAGGUUUGACAACUGAGGUGAAAACGUUAAGCAAAUCUGAGAAAAUGCUGAAUCAACUCGGAGAUGAUUACAGAAAGGAUGUGAAUCUAGCGCCUUACGAAAAGAAACUCAAAAAAUUCAGCAGGAUAGUGAACCUCAAGAAAGCACCUGAGAAAAAGAAGAAAUCUGUAUCCAUAAUCCAAUCGAUCUUGAAAGAUUUUGGAUUAAACAGAGGGAGGGAAUGACAACAAAAAUAAUAGUUAUAGCGGAUGUGUUUAAAAGAGGUUUGAACUCGGCCAUUGAGUUUAGCUUUACAAGUGAGGAGAGCAAAUAAUUUCCCCAUAGUAUAUUAGUUGCAUCAUAAUGUAAUUUAAUGAAAUAUUACUGCUUAUGGUAUAUCCUACGAUAUUUUU
Eutrema salsugineum is the source of this 636-nucleotide messenger RNA. RefSeq lists its product as uncharacterized. The coding region runs from base 82 to 468 and encodes 128 amino acids. The transcript has a single exon. Lineage: Eukaryota; Viridiplantae; Streptophyta; Magnoliopsida; Brassicales; Brassicaceae. The record is from RefSeq and is a predicted model, not a curated record.